AUGUUCAUCGAGCAAGAUGGUUGUAGUCGGCGUGGGGCGGCGCAAGGUCUCUGCGCAGUCCCCCCAGCCUUGAGCUCUCAAGACUAUCAGCGUGGGGCGGUGUCAAGGUCUCCGACAGAUGUGGCCGUGCUCUUUACGGCGCAGAUCGGGCGGAAGAAGCCGGUCUGGCGCGAGGGUCGAAUUCGGAUCAUUCGAGGAAGCGCUGUCCUCGUUAAUGCGGAGGGCGCGCGGCUCGAGGCGACGCCGGCAGAUUCGCUUCAGAAAUGGCUGCAGCAAGGGGGUGAGCUGUGCUUAGAGCGGCACAAGCUUCUCUUGGAGAUCGAGGGCGAGGAACGUGCUGAUUUGCAAAGUGAGCCAGAGGAGCCGAAGCGGAAGGCUCACUGUGCUCCCUUCCGGGCACCGCGCUCCACGCCGCGCCUUCUUCACGUGGCGGCAGGGGCUGCUGCUGCGAAGGCCCCGGCCCCGAUGCAUGCCACGGGCCUGGACGGCUCUCCUCAGCAAAUGGACCUGUGGCAUCGCUGUGCUGCAGCCGUGGAGAAGGUGGCCCGGCGCGAGGCUGAAGGCCUGAAGCGGACGGACCUCUGGGAAGCCGCCCGCCACGAGGAGGCCCUGAUGAACAAGUUCCGCCGGAUUUGGCGUGCAGAGCCGGGUCGCGGAGCAGGUGUGGAAGGAUGA
Molecule: messenger RNA, 675 nt
Organism: Symbiodinium natans
Lineage: Eukaryota; Dinophyceae; Suessiales; Symbiodiniaceae
Source: the annotation of a GenBank genome assembly